Molecule: messenger RNA, 4822 nt
Organism: Cavia porcellus (domestic guinea pig)
Lineage: Eukaryota; Metazoa; Chordata; Mammalia; Rodentia; Caviidae
Gene: Anln
Product: anillin, actin binding protein
Exons: 25
Coding region: 227-3682 (1151 amino acids)
Biological process (GO): actomyosin contractile ring assembly; septin ring organization; mitotic cytokinesis
Cellular component (GO): actomyosin contractile ring
Source: RefSeq, a predicted model, not a curated record
UGCGCAUGCGCACGGUUCCAGGCGCUGAAAUUCAAAUUUGAACGGCUGCAAACCCGAGUCUGACACUGGAGGCUCAGGGAAGAGGAGAGUUAGUAGUAGGUCAGUUCCCCUGUUGGGGCUUCUUGUUUUCUUCAGGAGACACACUGAACUCCAGACUCACUUGUCUUUUCCUGAAUUUGAACCACCCUUUGCGCCGUCUGGCAGUGGGCACGCGACGCUUGGGGCGAUGGACCCGUUUACGGAGAAACUGCUUGAAAGAACCCGUGCCAGGAGAGAGAACCUGCAGAGGAAAAUGGCUGAGCGGCCCACAGCUGCUGCCAGGUCUGCAGCUCAUGCCAAGCGACUCAGGGAGCCUCUUUGCGAAGCCAGUAACCAGCAGUCCCAGUCCGGCAGUGAAGAGAAGUCUUGUACAAAGCCAUCCCCAUCAAAAAAGCGCUGUUCCGACAACAAUGAAGGAGAAGUUUCUGACUUGGAAAAUAAACAGCCGGCUGAGACAGCUGCUGCGAAAUCUUGUUCUCCCAGCCUUGCGUCUCCUCAGGCUCGGCCUGCAGCACCCGCUGGGGUCAGGGACUCUGAGACUACCCCAGCAUCACUGCCGGGCCUGGGGAGAAAGCUGAACUCAAGACUGGAAGCAGCUGCAGCCUCCUCAGUUAAGACACGCAUGCAGAAGCUCGCAGAGCAGCGGCGCCAUUGGGAUAACGAUACAGCAGAAACAUUUUCAGAUGAUGUACCUGCCAGCACUCUCUUCUCUGCAGUGCCAGCUGAGGGAAAGGCUUCCUCGCCUCCCAAAUCUCCCCUUUCUGGUGUUUUAGCAACCCCAGUUGGGAGAAGGGGCCGUCUGGCCAACCUUGCUGCCACAAUUUCCUCCUGGGAAGAUGAUGUCAGUUACUCAUCUGCAAAGCAAAACAGUGGACAAGAACAGCCUGGUACCACUUGUUUAUCCAAAUUUUCCUCUGCAAGUGGAGCAUCUGCUAGGAUCAAUAGCAGCAGUGUUAAGCAGGAAGCUACAUGCUGUUCCCAGAGGGAUGGCGAAGCAGCUUUGAACAAAGCCUCAUCCUCCAGCGCUGCCACUGCCUCUGUUCUUCAAGCCUCAGUUUCCAGCUCUGUGAAAGGUACUGCUUCCCCUGUGAAGUUGUCUGCAUCCACCACCAGUGCUAAAAACUGUGAGGGGCAAAAUCCUGAGGUGCGGCAGCAAACUGUUAGUCCUCUGAAGACAGAGGUGUCGGAGCCUGCUGGGAAAUCUGCGUUAUCCCAGGGAGCUAGGCCCAAAGAAGAAGGAAACAGAGAAAUUUGUGUGCAGUCUCAAUCUAAAGACAAAUCUGCAACUCCAGGAGGAAAAGCAAUUAAGCCUUUCCUGGAACGCUUUGGAGAGCGUUGUCAGGAACGCAGCAAAGAAAGCCCAGCUCGCAGCACACCCCAUAAGACCCCAGUGAUCACCCCAAACACAAAGGCCAUCCAAGAAAGAUUGUUCAAACAAAAUGCAGGCUCAUCUACUACCCACACGGCACAGCAGCUCAAGCAGGAGCGCCAGAGAGAACUAGCCUGUCUCCGGGGCCGAGUUGACAAGGGCCAUUUAUGGAGCGCGGGCAAAGGCGAGGACUCAGCAAGGAAACCGACGGAAACCAAACAGGAAAUUCACAGUCAGGACACUCCCCUCAAGAAACAUCAAGUUGUCUCCCAAACCCAGUCCCUCCCAGUAACAGACAAGGUGCCAGAAAACCAGAUUCCGGCAAAAACUUCCAGUACAGAGCCUACAGGUUUCACUGAAUGCAACAUGACAAAGUCUAGCCCUCUGAAAAUAACAUUGUUUUUAGAAGAGGAUAAGUCCCUAAAAGUGACGUCAGACCCAAAAGUCGAACAGCAGCAGACUGGAGCAGUACAUGAAAUCGAGGUGAGUGUGGCUGGUGAUGACGCCGACGAUAUCAACAGUUCCAAAGUGAUAAAUGACCUCUUCAGCGACGUCCUCCAAGGAGGUGACUUGGAUGUGGAACAGAACCAGGAGGAGCUGGAGCAGGUGCUGAUGGAGAGCGGCGAGGAGCAGGAGGAUGCGCUGAACAUCUCCUCCAUGUCCUUACUUACGCCCUUGGCGCAGACAGUCGGUGUGGUAAGUCCAGAGAAUUUCAUUUCCUCGCCUAAACUGGAAUUGAAGGACCCUAGUGUAAGUGAUGAGAGUCCCAAGCCAGGAAAAUUCCAGAGAACCCGUGUCCCUCGAGCAGAGUCUGGGGAUAGCAUUGAUUCUGAAGAUCGAGAUCUUCUUUAUAGCAUUGAUGCAUACAGGUCUCAGAGAAUCAAAGAAACAGAGCGUCCCUCAGUGAAGCAAGUGAUUGUCCGGAAGGAAGAUACUGCUUCAAAACUGGAUGAGAAGAAAAAUGCCUUUUCUUGUCAAGUUAACAUCAAACAAAAAAUGCAGGAGCUCAAUAAUGAAAUAAAUUUGCAGCAAACAGUGAUUUAUCAAGCUAGCCAGGCUCUUAACUGCUGUGUCGAUGAAGAGCAUGGCAAAGGCUCCCUGGAAGAAGCUGAAGCGGAGAGACUUCUGCUAAUUGCAACUGAGAAGAGAGCACUUUUGAUUGAAGAGCUGAACAAACUGAAGAGUGAAGGGCCUCAAGGGAGGAACAAGGCUGGUCUGAUAACCCAAAAUGGAUUUGUCCCAUCCAGAGGGUCAGUUACUUUGUCUGAAAUCCGCUUGCCUCUGAAAGCAGAUUUUGUCUGUGGUACGGCUCAGAAAUCUGAUGCAGCCAAUUACUAUUACUUAAUUAUGCUCAAAGCAGGAGCUGAAAAUAUGGUAGCCACACCAUUGACCAGCACUGCAAACUCUCUUGCUGGUGAUGCGCUGACAUUCAGUACUACAUUUACUCUACAAGAUGUGUCUAACGACUUUGAAAUAAAUCUUGAAGUUUACAGCUUGGUACAAAAGAAAGAUUCUUCAGGCCCUGAUAAGAAGAAAAAAGCAUCUAAGUCCAAGACUAUUACUCCAAAGAGACUUCUCACAUCUAUAACCCCAAAAAGCAGCCUUCAUUCUUCAGUUAUGGCCAGUCCAGGAGGCCUCCACGCCGUGCGGACCAGCAACUUUGCCCUCGUUGGGUCUUACACACUGUCAUUAUCCUCUGUGGGAAGCACUAAGUUUGCUCUUGACAAGAUAAAUUAUGAUGUAAAAGAGCAAGAGCUACUGAGCUAUUUGUUCCAGGAAAAGGUGCCCUUUUUGUCUUCUUUGGAAGGUCAUAUUUGUUUAAAAAUAAACUGUCAAGUGAAUUCAAGCAUUGAAGAAAAAGGAUUUCUAACUAUAUUUGAAGACGUAAGUGGCUUUGGUGCCUGGCAUAGAAGAUGGUGUGUUCUCUCUGGAAACUGCAUCUCUUACUGGACCUAUCCGGAUGAUGAGCGGCGGAAGAAUCCCAUAGGAAGGUUGAACCUGGCCAAUUGUACCAGCCGUCAGAUAGAACCUGCCAACAGAGAAUUUUGUGCAAGACGCAACACUUUUGAGCUGAUUACUGUCCGGCCACAAAGAGAAGACGACCGGGAGACUCUUGUCAGCCAGUGCAGGGACACGCUCUGUGUCACCAAGAACUGGCUGUCUGCAGACACGAAAGAGGAGCGGGACCUCUGGAUGCGGAAACUCAACCAGGUUCUGGUGGAUAUUCGCCUCUGGCAACCGGAUGCCUGCUACCAGCCUAUUGGAAAGCCAUAAACUGCAGGAAUUUCCACAUCAUGUGGAGACUUGCUUGUGCGAUGUCAUAAAUAUAUCUUCAGAGAAAGCAUACUUUAGAGCAUCAGAUUUACUGAUUGCAUUUUGAGCUUUACACAGGGAAGGGUUUGUGCAAAUGUUCACUACAUAUUAUGCAGUAUUUAUGUCUUUUGUAUGUAAAACUUCAACGGCUUUCAUUCAUAAGUGAUUAGAAGUCAGUUCGUUAUAGUUGUUGUUACUAAAUCUUAAUUUAAAAGUCUCAUUUGCCUAGAAAUAUAAUUGUUCAGUUGUCCAUGGCAAAAUAUUUUUUUAAAAGUAUCUUUGGUCUCAGGGUGGCAAGGUCUUCCAGGGUUGGCAGCCACCUCCAGUUUGGGGAUCCCUUCUUAGGCUCAGUAGGUUUUUCAAAAUUUUAUAGUCUCCUGGUCAAUAAUUUGUUAAUAUAGUACUGAAAAAAUAUUUCUAAGGGACCCUAGAAGCAUUUUUAGUAUUGAAGAUGAGCACUUUUUCAAAUAGCAAGUGGACUAGUUUAAAGCUCAAGGCUACCUUCAAGAAAAGGCAACAUUGUGUGAGAUUUGGGGUUAAAUAUUUUGUUUGGAAGAGUUAAUCACAUGGUUUACGUUUACUCAGUUACAUAUGCAGUGUGGUGCACAUUUUCAUAGAAUUCAUGCUUUAUCGAAAUAAUUAUUUUUGCCGUAUAGCUUAUAGACCCCAAACAUUAGCAUAUUAAUUGUUUCUGUCCCUGUAACAAGAACAAAUGUAAAUUAAAGAACCUUUAUAUUAAAAGAAGUAAACUUUUACCAAGCUGCUAUAGAAUAAUACUUUGCUCGCCAAAGUUCUUGUGUCUUUUUUAUGUCUGUAUCACAGUAUGUAGCAACCUGUUUUGAAAUCAUUCUGAAAAGGUUAAUCCAUGUAUUACCUAUAUCAGCUAAUAUCUUUUGUCGUUCUAAAACAUUUGUAAAGCAUGGUCUCAACGUUUAGGUACACUUUGAACUUCUUUUAUGAAUUGUUAAUUGAAAUUUCAUUUAAAACACUAAACUCUGUCACUUCCUGUUUCCUUUUUCAUUCAAAUGUUUUUCUUAUAUAUAUUAUAAAAAUAUAUUUUAUGACCUCUUACUGAAAUAAACACUUGUACAUGGCUUAUGA